This is a messenger RNA of Alosa alosa (allis shad), 2889 nucleotides long. Its product is annotated as selenoprotein H-like. The record is from RefSeq and is a predicted model, not a curated record. Gene Ontology annotation, molecular function: RNA polymerase II cis-regulatory region sequence-specific DNA binding; DNA-binding transcription factor activity. Bases 520 to 2757 code for a protein of 745 amino acids. Gene Ontology annotation, biological process: regulation of transcription by RNA polymerase II. The transcript has 4 exons. Gene Ontology annotation, cellular component: Golgi apparatus. Lineage: Eukaryota; Metazoa; Chordata; Actinopteri; Clupeiformes; Clupeidae.
CAGCAAGAUAAAUAAUUUCCACUAAUAUAACCGCUGUCCACAUUGGUAUGACUUCCUCCAGAAAGAGCUGGAGACAAGAAAUAGGCCUAUAUUUAGCCAAGUAACACAAAAAGGUUUAAAACUACAGAUAUUAUUCCUGUGUUGUGCACGUUUGUAGUCCACAAAUUAAUAUGAUGAUUGGUUUAAAGGAACAUCGCUAGCUUUUUGUGUGUGAAUUGCACAUGUUGAGGGAAGAAUUAACUGUUGCUACAAAAAGAUGCAGUCCUGCCUUUCACUAAGUCAGGUACAAUUUAAUCACUACCAUAUAUUAAUUUAUUUCAGAGACGCUUGAGCGUCGUAGGCUAUUCCUGUCCAGUUGGCGGCGGUAAAGCGCAAACUUACCGUUUUAACGCUACCAUAGACCACUUUGUUAACUGCUAGAAUGCAAUGUUUGUGUUUGGUUGCACACCAUAAUCUUUUUUAUUUUAUUUGACUCACUUUUAUAACGACUAGCCUACGUCGACCGUUGCAACACAACUAAUGGCAGAAUCAUUACAACAGGAAACUAGCCACACGGGACCUGGCCAUUUGACAGAUUGUGUGAUAGCAACAGGAACGAUGCCAGAUGUUACGAUGUCAUUCCGCUGUGAACUUCAAGAUAUCAUGGCGACACUCCUCGAUACCACUGUCAUGCAGAUUUUACGGCUAGUGCAAAAAGAAUUUUUGGAGAAAUUAAAACAGAAUGAGCAGGAGAUCCAUGGAUUACAGGAGAAACUAAAGAUGGUUGGACAUCUGAGAGAAGGAGAUGAGGAGACAGAGGAAGCUGAUGAAGAGACAUUUCACAGGGAAACUGUAACAGAGUACGAGCAACAUAACAGAGAGACAGAAACACAACUAAGCACAAAUGAGCCUGAGCUCAUUGAAGAGUUUGCAGGGAACAAGGGAAACACGGAGGACGAUCUAGAAAUCAUCCAAGUAAAUGAAGUGGGAAAUGCAGAGAGGGAUGCUGAGACUGGAGGAGCUGGAGCAGUACGAGACACAGGAAGUGAGACUGUCCAAAGUGACGUGAGGGUUGAAGGGGAGGUCGAAUUCACAGACAAUGGUGGGAAUGCUGGAAAAGAAAACCAAACAGAGAAAGAGGGACAAAAAGUAAGAAGAAAACGUAAAAGGGUGAGAGUGAAAAGUGAAAUGGAGGAUUGUGGUGUCAUAAUGAAUGAGAAGAUGACCACCAGUGUUGACAACAUGGUUCUCAAACUGGAGGAUCCUGUACAAGUUGAAGGAACUGAUUCUUGUGACGUCACUGAGUCCCGAGGGGGAGCUGGACACCAGGUGUAUCUCCUUGAGGAUCAUGACUAUCCAUGUAAUGCGGAUUGCUGUGAUACCACAAGUGUGACGAAUUUACUGGAGAUGAAGCUUCCCACUUCACUAAAUGAGUCCACUGCUCAACACUGCUCUGUGGGUGCAGACAGUAAGUUAAGGGAGGGAAUAAAAUGCAACACAAGUUACUCCUCUCUUGCGACCUUCGACCCCCAAACUGAAAUCAGUGAAGAAUACCUAGCUAAGGCCAAGGUAGCUCUAACUAAAAUGGAAGGUCUACCAGACAGAGGAUGGGUCCUUCUGGAUCCUCUGACUGGUAAGUUUUGCAUCAAAGAUGAGCUGGACUUUAAACCUGAGGGGAUGGGAAGAGAUGAAGAAGAUGAAGAAGAUGAAGAAGAUGGAGAAGAUGGAGAAGAUGGUGAAGGAGGUGAAGGACCAAGUGCUGAUCCAAGCAUAAACGGCACACAUUCUGUGGAGACAGGGGUCAAAAUGACCACAAAUAGCAGCACUCAAACAGAAGCUCAAAUAACUGUAAUGAUGGGUGAUGAAUUUGAUAAGGUGAAUCUGAACUCUCCAUCUGCUAAGGAGGAGGAGCCAAACAGAGUUAUCACCAGAAGCAAUAAAGCUAAUAGAACUAACAGCAUCAGCACCAAAACCAAUGAGACGAAUGUUGUGCAAAGUCGGAGAGGCUACGCUACUAGAAGCACUGGAAACACUGUAUCAGCUAGAGCCAAAAGAAAAGCUAAAAAGAAUCAUAACAUAAAUGUCUGUGCCAGUGAAGCCAACACUAGCAAGAAAACCUGUGCUGAUAGUCCUCAAGGCAAGAGUAGAAACAUUGGAAAAGGUAAAAAAGUUCACAAUUUUGAAAAUAGGGUUUACAGAUCAGGACACUUCAUAAUUAGUCCAGGUACUUUGACCAAGAGCAGAAAAGAGUUCACCAAGAAAAGCAGUGGACGGAUAUACACGGCCAAAGUGAAAGUAUGUGAUCCUAGUGACCAAAGCUUCGAAGUGAAAAAUGAACCUCACUCUAAGGGAAAAGUCUUUGAAUGUAAACACUGUGCAAAGACUUUUCCCACCUUACCAUAUCUGAAAAAACAUUGGGAAUAUCACUCUCCAAACAAAAAGUACAUAUGUUCUCAUUGUGGGAAGGGGUUUGUGUAUGAAUGUCACCUGAAAAUCCAUCUGCAGUCACAUACAAAAGAGAGGCCGUACCAGUGUAAUCAGUGUGGCAAAAGGUUUAGAUACAACUCCAAUCUGAAGUAUCAUCUAGCCUACCACACUGGAGAAAAGCCACAUGUUUGCCUGCAGUGUGGAAUGGCCUUCAGCCGCCGUGGUCAUCUGGUCAAGCAUGUCACUUGUCACUCGGGGCUGAAGCCUUAUUCCUGCUCUCAUUGUGACAAGACCUUUGCUGCAAAAGGAGGGUUGACAAGGCACAAACAGAUUCAUCUAAAAAAACAAUAAAAAAAACAGGUCAAAUUAAAUAGGCAAUGUUUUAAAGGUUCUGACCACUAACUUUGUUGGUUGCUCAGUAUGAUGUGUGGAUAGACAGUGAUUAUUUCAAGAUGGUGUCUCUAUUAAAUGUUUUGUAUGGUG